CUCUUGGUCGCCUUCGGCUCCGGCGGGCUGUCCGGUGGGCGAAGGGCCGGAGGAGGAGGAAGAUGACGGCCGAGCUGCAGCAGCAGGGCCAGGACGAGCGGGCCGCGGCCGGCGGGGCAGCGCAGGCUUGCAGUUUGCUCCUAAGCCAGCUGAAAGAGAUCACGGGCAUCCACAAUCCGCAGUCCCUCCAGGCGGCACUGAAGGCUGCCCAUGGAAACCUAAUGCAGGCGGUGGGCCUCCUCACCGAAGUCAGCAGCGACCGAGAGUCCGAGGGAGACCCCCCUCCUGCUUCCGACUCCGAGGGAAGAGAAAGACCGGCCACCCCUCCGGAUGAAGCCCCCCCAAGCCCUGCCGAUUUUCAGGAGCCCCUUCCUUCUGGAGGCCCAGACUUCUCAGCCGGGGAGACGGAUUUUGCUGCAGCCACCAACGCAGCCCAGGAGCCCAGUGCAGCCGAAAACAAAAACCGCUCCAAAAGGAAACGCUGCGAAGUUUGGGGAGAGAACACAACUCAGCGGGACUGGAGGAGGGUCAGCGGGUGGCCCGUUGGGAUGAAGAACAUCGGGAACACCUGCUGGUUCAGUGCCGUCAUACAGUCCCUCUUCCAGCUGCCAGAAUUCCGGCACCUAGUCCUGAACUAUUCCCUGCCCGGAGCCGUCCUGGACACCUGCCGCAGCCGAAGUGAAAAGAGGAACAUCGCAUUCAUGCAGGAACUCCAAUAUCUCUUUGCUUUGAUGCUGGGAACGCGCCGCAAAUUUGUAGACCCAACAACCGCCCUCGAACUUCUCAAAGGGGCAUUCAGAUCCCCGGAGGAGCAACAGCAAGAUGUGAGCGAGUUCACCCACAAACUCCUGGACUGGCUGGAAGAUGCUUUCCAACUGACAGUGGAGGCCGAGAAUUCCCAGGACAAAUCGGAGAACCCCAUGGUUCAGCUUUUUUAUGGGACUUUCCUAACUGAAGGGGUUCACGAAGGCAAGAGGUUUUCCAAAAUCGAGACCUUUGGCCAGUACCCCCUGCAGGUCAACGGCUACAAGAACUUGCACGAAUGCUUGGAAGGAGCCAUGGUGGAGAAGGAGGGCGAGUCGGAGCCUUCCAAGCAGGCGGUGACCUAUACGCAAGAGCGCUGGUUUACAAAGCUGCCCCCGGUCCUGACGUUUGAGCUUUCCCGGUUCGAGUUCAAUCAAUCCCUUGGGCAGCCAGAGAAGAUUCACAACAAGCUGGAAUUCCCGCCGGUCAUUUACAUGGAUAGGUUUAUGUACGGCAAUAAAGAAAUUACUCGAGCGAAAAGAGAAGAGAUCGGGAAACUGAAAGACCAGAUGACCAUCCUGCAACAGCAGCUGGAAAAGUACCUCAGGUAUGGUUCCGGCGCAGACCGCUUUCCCUUGCCGGAUAUGCUGCAGUCCGUUCUUGAAUUUGCAAGGACCAAGCUGUCCUGCGCAGCGACCGUGACAACAGCAGAAACUCAGGCAGAAAAAGAACCCUCGGAAACGCAUCCCAAGCCAAGCAGGUGCCCAGGGGAGACGUCAGAAGCGCCCGCGGCUCCUCAGGAAGUCAUCUCCGAAGAUGAGACGAGCCUGGUCAUUUCCUGCCUGCAGAAGUGGAGGGAAGAGGUUGAGCAAGACAUCGAAGACUUGAAGACUUCCAUGCUGAUGCUUUCUGAGUCCAUGGAUCAUGUCUAUACUGACCCUCAGCUCUGCCAGGUCCCUUAUCACUUGCAUGCUGUGUUGGUCCACGAAGGCCAGGCCAACGCCGGCCAUUACUGGGCCUACAUCUACAGCCUGCCUCAAAGGACCUGGCUGAAGUACAACGACAUCGCCGUGACGGAGUCCUCCUGGGAGGAGCUGGAAAGGGAUUCCUUUGGCGGCUUGAAAAAUGCCAGCGCCUACUGCCUCAUCUACGUUAGUAAGAAGCUGCUACACUUCGCAGCUGUUUAUGAUGACGGACAACCAGAGAGGGAAGUAGAACGGCUGCCUCUGGAGCUUCAACGCCACAUCGAAGAAGACAACUGGAGGGCGGAACAGGAGAUGGCCGAACUGGAGGAGCAGUCCUGCAAAAUGGCCCAGGUGGAGCCAUCCUCCGAGCCUCUGGAGUCCCAGGACCUGUCUUCAGACUCCAGCCAAGAACACGCCUUCCCCUGCGAGUGUGGGCCGCAUUCGCUCUCCUCCGAGCACGCCGUCCUGGCCAAGGAGCAGACUGCCCGAGCCAUCGCCAAGACGGCCGACGUCUACGAGAAGGCUGGCGUCCCGGCUGCUCUUGACCAGCCCAAGGAGGCAGGUCCAGAGAAGGCCCCCUCCGAGGAAGCUCAGCCGCAGGCCGAAGAGCCCCAGGAACUGGGGCGGAGGGAGCCUCCUGCCCCACCCAGCUCUCAAGUUUCCGAAGUGGAGAUCCCCAGUGUGGGGAAGAUCCUAGUUAGGUCGGAUGCGGACGGCUAUAACGAGGAGGUGAUGCUAAGCCCCGCCAUGCAAGGGGUGAUCCUGGCCAUUGCUAAAGCUCGCCAGACCUUUGAUCGCGAUGGGUCUGAAGCGGGGCUAGUCAAGGCGUUCCGCGAAGAAUAUUCCAGGCUGUACUCCUUGUCCAGAGAGACCCCAACACCCCAGAAUGACCCCCGCCUUCAACACGUCUUGGUUUACUUGCUGCAAAACGACGCCCCCAAGCAGGUGGUGGAGAGGACCCUCCUGGAGCAGUUUGCAGACAGGAACCUCAGCUACGACGAGAGGUCAAUUAGCAUUAUGAAAGUGGCCCGAGAAAAGCUGAAAGGAAUUGGCCCAGACGAGGUAGACAUGGAAGAGUACAAGAAAUGGCAUGAAGACUACAGCUUGUUCCGCAAGGUGUCCAUCUACCUCUUGACGGGGUUGGAGCUUUAUCAGAAGAACCAAUACUGCGAGGCUCUGACCUAUCUGGUGUACGCCUACGAGACCAACACCGUCCUGCAGGCCAAAGGAGCCAGCCGGGGCGCGGACUCCUCUCUGAUCGCUCUUUACAGAAGGAAGUGCCUCCUGAGGCUGAACGACGCUGCGGCCGCCCUCUUCGAAAGCCACGACGGGAAGGAAGUGGACGAAGGGGUCGGGGUCUUGAAUGAGCUGGUCAUCCCCUGCAUGCACCUGAUGAUGAACAACCACGUCUCCAGGGACGACCUGGACGCCAUUGAAGUCAUGAGGAACCGCUGGUGCGCCUACCUGGGAAAGGACGUGGGUGAGAAGCUUCAGAUGAAGUUGGGCGAAUUCCUGCCCCGCCUGCUGGAUUGUUCCCCGGAAGGAGUGGUCCUCAAGGAGCCCCCCAAGAUCCGCCCCAACUCGCCCUACGACCUCUGCAGCCGGUUCGCAGCCGUGAUGGAGUCCAUUCACAGGGCCUCGGCGGUGGCCGUGAAAUAAAGCGCGGCCAGGCCUCGCGGCUCAAGCCCCGCAGGCCUCCUGAGCCGUCCUCCCCCCCCACCCGCCGUCCCCAGGAGUGGGACCCUCUUGCCAGAGGACUCUGUGUACCCAGGAUCCUGGAGGGGAGAGGGGACUGCGCUGGAGGACUCCACCUUCCGCCCGAACAGCGAUGCUGGGCAUGUCUAGGAAAGAGGCGGUCGGUGUGGGGCUUCUCGGACGGGCCCUAGUUGCAGGCAGGCACGAAUUUUGGAGCACCCACCGAAGUCUCCCUCCCCCGCUGUUAAUGACUGACUUUAGUUCCUGCAAGGAGCUUGCCGGGAGUGUUUUUAGGAGAAAUCUGCCCUUUUACACUUAAGCCUUGUACAUAGACGAUUCCAUUUUUUGCCAAGUUGGCGCUUUACCUAGCCAAGGGCUUUAAAGCGCUUCUCGAGAGCAUUCGGCGUGGACCCCCGUUAAUUUUCCUCAAGGCAGCCCCUGCCACACAGGCUGAUCUCCAUUCGGCACCGCUGGUCUCCCUGAGUGGGACAAUGAAUAGUGACAAGGACGGCAUGGAAGAUGCCGGCAAGGGGCCCUUGAUCCUUGCUGACCUCCAAGCACAGCAAGUUCGGGCAUAAGUCAUCGACAAGUAACACGUAGGGUAUCUCUGGGUGAAGGAGCCUUAAUGGUAAACAAGGUUUACUCGCAGCGAGACAAUACACGUGUUAGCAGUCCCUUGGCUCUCCACGAUAGCCAUUCUUAUGGGGGGUCCACUUGAUAUGCAGCUGUUGCCCUGGCUGCUGGUUUAAGCACUGGCAUUUAUGCCAGGGGGGUGGGGGGAGGAAGAGGAGGAGGACAGAACUGCGCAACCAGCAGAAGGCCGAGAUUGGAAGCCACUUCUUGAACCUUCCCCGGAAUAAUUCCUUCAAUGUCAAUCACCGAAGUUUAAUUACCAGAGUAGUUUAUGCACUGAAGUCAGGACAAAACCAGGCUGAAUAAGUCACACUUUUAAUGGUUAUAUUUUUUUUCCUCAAGAUCUUUUAAAUGUUUUUAUUAGAAUGCUAACCAAUUGUGAUGGGAAAUACAAAUCUGGUGAGAUUUCUGGUUUCAAAGUGCAAUAAAUGUUACCCUAUUUAAAGAU
Molecule: messenger RNA, 4485 nt
Organism: Pseudonaja textilis
Lineage: Eukaryota; Metazoa; Chordata; Lepidosauria; Squamata; Elapidae
Gene: USP28
Product: ubiquitin specific peptidase 28
Biological process (GO): proteasome-mediated ubiquitin-dependent protein catabolic process; protein deubiquitination; regulation of proteasomal protein catabolic process
Molecular function (GO): cysteine-type deubiquitinase activity; proteasome binding; protein binding
Source: RefSeq, a predicted model, not a curated record